UUUUCCUUCCAUUCUGAAAAUUUUCAUAAUUCAUUUUCCGCUGUUCGCUUUUCCACGAAAAUUGGACUAAGUGAAACGAUGAAAGUUGGAAGUAGUUGAAAAAGAAAGAAUUGAAUAAUUAUCAAUAAACGUGUGAUUAGAAAGUGCAUUAUUGAAAAGUGCAUUAUAAUUUUCCCCUUUUAUUGAAGAUUGGAAAUUUAUUCAUUUUCUGUGCGAUUAUUUCGGCGUUCGUGGAUACAAGUAAUUAUUAUUUAUUGCCAAAAUGGAAGACGAUUUACCCUCGGAGUACGAUGUCAUCGUUAUUGGAACAGGUAUGGCUGAAUCUAUAGUAGCAGCAGCAGCGAGCAGAAUUGGUAAAAAAGUCUUGCAUCUGGACAGAAAUGAUUAUUAUGGUGGAAUGUGGGCUUCUUUCAAUUUCGAUGCCCUUCAAAAAUGGCUCGAAGAAUGUAGAAAACCGGCCUCAAAAACUGAAAGCCCUACCGUGGAUAAAGCUUUAGUAAAAGAGGGCGAAACAUUGAUUUUAUCAGGAAAUCAGUUUUCUACCGUUGGUAAUAUCGAUGAAAAAUGGCUCAUCCCCGAAGAAAGUGCCAAAGAGACGGAAGAAAGCCAACCUGAAGCAGAAGAGAAUAAAUGGAACCAAUCUAAAAUAAAAAGCUUGAGUAGAAAAUUUAAUUUAGAUUUAGCACCAAAACUUUUAUUUUCACGAGGAUCUUUGGUUGAUUUGUUAAUCUCUUCGAAUAUCGCUCGCUAUGCCGAAUUUCGUAGUGUAACUAGAAUAUUAACUUGGUUCCACGAUAAUCUGGAAGCAGUGCCUUGUUCUCGAGCCGAUGUUUUCGCCGCUAAAGAUGUCUCUGUCAUUGAAAAAAGGCUAUUAAUGCAAUUGCUGCAACUUUGCGUCGAAUAUAAACCGGAUGGAAAUGAAUUCGAAGGCUUCAAAGAUAAAACUUUCAUCGAAUACUUAAAAAGCAAAAAUUUAACCGAAAACAUUUUACAUUACGUUUUAUACGCAAUCGCCAUGUCUAGUGAAAAAACACCUUGCAUGACCAGUGUCGAAAGAGCUCAACGGUUUCUAAGUAGCUUGGGUCGUUACGGAAAUACCCCUUUCCUAUGGCCUAUGUACGGGAGCGGAGAGUUACCUCAGUGUUUCUGCAGAUUGUGCGCUGUUUUUGGAGGAGUUUAUCAUCUUAAACGAGCUGCUGACGGUAUAAUAGUAACGGGUGAAGGAAGCAGUUCCGUUUGCAAAGGCAUCAUCUCUGAUGGUCAGCGAUUAACUACCGAUCAUUUGGUACUAGAUGUACCCGAUGCACCGCCUUCGUUUUUACAAAAAACGCCCACUGGUGGGCUUUCACGAGGAGUUUUCAUAACGAACAAAUCUAUUCUGCCAUCGGAGAAAGAAUCUCUGACCUUGUUACAAUUUCCUCCUGGUGAUGGAAAAGAACCUAUAACUAUAAUCGAAGUUGGACCUACAACUCAUGCUUGUCCUAGUGGGCUCUAUAUCGUUCAUAUGACUUGUAAACAAUAUGAAAACGCAGUGGAAGAUCUGAAACCAGCUGUAGAAAAAUUACUCAAAGUUGAAAAAUCGAAUGGCGAUUUCAGUAAAGCUUCGGAGGAAGAUAAAGAAAAAACUGAAAAUCGUCCUCAAGUACUGUGGACUUUAUAUUUCAACUGCCCAGAAACUUCUGAAUGUGAUCUAUCGGCUAACGUUCCCAAAAAUGUCUAUCUUACUUCUGGUCCAGAUUUAGACAUAGAUUUUGAAUUCGCUGUGAAACAGGCUAAAGAAAUUUUCACCAAGAUGUAUCCCGACGCUGAAUUCCUACCACGUGCUCCCGAUCCAGAAGAAAUCAUUCUCGAUGGCGACGAAGAAACUGGGCCGAAAUUCGAAACGAGCGAAGAAGGAAAAGGUGACGCUGCGAAGACGGAAGAAGAAUGAACAUAAAAAACUGCUUAUGCUACCUUUUUUUUCACGCUUGCGAUGAUGAAUUUUGCUUAUCAUGCUUUAAUCACGUGCAGACAACGCGUUUGCAUUUAUUGUAUGUAGAUUUUUCAUGCGCUCUUGGUCGCAAUUAUGUGAAAUGUGCAACGUGUUGGAUUUUUUGAGUACAAUCGUGCCUAUAUUCUCCGAAGCUUGUUUUUAUAUUUAUCACAUUACAUUCCACACUUCCUAUUAAUGUAAUAAGAAUAUAGCAUGGUUUUCCCAUCAGUCUUAACCAAAGAAGAAUUGUCAUUGUUUUUUAUCUACGUAUAGCAAAAUGUAAUGUUUUAUUUUAUUACCGUACCUACUACCUACCUAUAUGUAUUUGAUCAUGCAAGUUUUCGGUUUUGGCCGAGACAGAAUAUAUCUUUCAUUUUACGUUCGAGUAGUGGCUAUUUAUUUUAUCUUUAUCGAGAGCAUACCUACAUGUGUAAAUUCUUAUUUUUAUUCAAAUAUUGUUUCGGAUGAGGGAUUUUAUUAAGUUUAAGAACGCUUUUGAAAUUCGAUUCGCUGCAUUUUUAUACCGCUUUUUUAUUAUUAGCCGAUAUACUCGUUUUUUUAUAUUUCUUGUGAUAUGUUUUCAUCCUAGUUGUAAUGGCUAAGCUUACUUACAUUAAACGAAUAAAAUUGACAAACCAAUUUUCAACACAAUGGCGUUCUUUUUGAAGAUUAUUUACCCAUUUUUUUAGUUAGAGAAAUUCUUGAUCAAAUUUAAAUCUCAGAUUACGUGGCAGAAAGCGGAGGAUUCAUGUGCUGAGAAUUCAUGUUUUCGAAAAAAUCUUCGGUGGUUGUUUAUCGAUAAACUGAGAUUUUUAUUCAAAAAUUACAUUUUGGCGAAAAACAAUAUUUUUCUGCAAUUUUUACAAAAGAGGAAUUUUGGAUAAUUUUGCUCUUUGGUUUGGCCGAAAUUACAACUUUUUGACGAUUUUUAAGAAAAUGGAGACUUCUACGUAUUAGCAAUUUAAAAAAAAAUAUUUUACGUCAACUUUUGGCGAAAAAUUGGAUUUUUUGACAAUUCCAGUAUUGUCAAUGUCAGUUUGGUAGUAUUUGUUGCGUGUAUAAUCAAGUGAAGUAAAUGAAUAAUUUAGUAAUAGGUACCUACCUACUUAUGCCCCGCGACCCGCUCCCAUCAAAACUUUAGAUUAGGCAGAGAUUUCUUCGUGAAUUUUCAAAAUUCCUUCAAUUUUUUCUCAUCAGUGCUAAUAUUUCAUUAUUGAAAGCGCAGGUAUGUCUAUGUAGCCAAUUUAUAAUUUAGUUUUCUAACGAAGACCUGAGCAUCAAUAGUACCUCCAUUCAAUUCCCAAUGACGACCGCUAAAUGAUAUAAAUUGAGAAUAUCUCGUCAUACCCGCACUUUUGAAUGUUUUCCAAGUAAAAUAAAUCAAACGGUUCAAAUCCCACGAAAAUCCAUCCAAUAGUUUUUGCACAAUCCCUGCCCAAAGCUCGCUGUUUUCAUCGGUCGCUACUGAUAACAGCUAUAGGUAAAAAAUUUCGAUCAGGUUUCAUUCUGUGUGAGCAAAACCAAGCAAAACCGAUGUACCUACCAUUGAUGUUCGGCCGUUCGAGACUCGCUAGAUUAUUAGGUACUAUUUUUUGUUUGUGUCACAUUGUUCAAUAGAAGUGAAACAUUUUUAGCAAUACAUAAUCUACUUAUACCUAUUGCUCUUUACGUUUCGAUCGUCAUUCACAGUCAUCGUUUACCGUGUUUACAUAAAUUUGAAAUAUGAUCGUGAAAAAACUCUAUCGUCUGGUGAUGCCUCUUACAAAGCAGUAUUCGAAUUCUGUUCCAAGAAAAGACCUGUAUAUUUCAUACAGCUUAAAAGAAGUAUUUAGCAGACAGCAAGAGAGGAUGGAAAAACUCUUGGAUAAAACGGAAAAAUUGCAACGUAAAGUACUUCUAUUCAAUGUUCUCCUCUCAAUUUUUGCAGUAGAAGUAUGGGCAUUCGCGGCGUUCGUAGUAUAUUAUGAUGUGAAUAUCUUUGAGCAAUUGAAGAAUGCGAGAUUCCUGUCGAACUCGGAUGGUACUGAUACUGAAUCGUGAAACACGUUUUUCCAUUGUACACCGUUGUAUAUUUUUGCCUUUAAUUAUUAAAUUCUAUAUCGUUCAAUCUA
This is a messenger RNA of Planococcus citri (citrus mealybug), 4083 nucleotides long. It is a transcript of the gene Rep, whose product is annotated as Rab escort protein. Gene Ontology annotation, cellular component: cytosol; nucleus; cytoplasm. Bases 263 to 1930 code for a protein of 555 amino acids. Gene Ontology annotation, biological process: small GTPase-mediated signal transduction; protein geranylgeranylation; vesicle-mediated transport. The transcript is spliced from 13 exons. The record is from RefSeq and is a predicted model, not a curated record. NCBI's taxonomy places the organism in Eukaryota, Metazoa, Arthropoda, Insecta, Hemiptera, Pseudococcidae. Gene Ontology annotation, molecular function: GDP-dissociation inhibitor activity.